CCGCAGCCAGAUCUGCCUCUGGAUCCGUAUGUGAUUGGUCUGACGGGCGGCAGCGGGUCUGGAAAGAGCUCUAUAGCACACAGACUGGAGGCUCUCGGCGCCGUGAGGAUUGACUGCGAUCAGCUCGGUCACGAGGCCUACCUGCCGGGAACAUCCGCCUAUCAUAAGGUCGUCCAGGAGUUCGGCCCAGAUAUUCUUAACGAGGAUAAGACCAUCAACAGACGAGUACUGAGUGGAAAAGUAUUUGGUAACCAGGAGCGUCUGAGAGCUCUGACAGAUAUUGUGUGGCCUGAGAUUGCUCUGCUGGUGAAGAAAAGAAUAAAACAAGCAAAGGAACAGGGUGAAGCAUUUAUCACUUUCAUCUCAUGCUCUAUCUGA
Sinocyclocheilus rhinocerous is the source of this 378-nucleotide messenger RNA. RefSeq names its product bifunctional coenzyme A synthase-like. Gene Ontology annotation, molecular function: dephospho-CoA kinase activity; ATP binding. Lineage: Eukaryota; Metazoa; Chordata; Actinopteri; Cypriniformes; Cyprinidae. The record is from RefSeq and is a predicted model, not a curated record. The annotation marks the transcript as partial. Gene Ontology annotation, biological process: coenzyme A biosynthetic process. The transcript has 3 exons.